UUUCUAAACGGUCCAGUAAAACCCUAGAAUCCUUUCUUUCUCUAAAAUUAUGGCUUUGGCGGACGUUAAUCCUCCGACCAAAGUUGGUCGGGAAACGGCGGAGAAAGCCGUCGAAUCUCUUCUUCAAUGGCGGAGUUCCAAACGGGAGAAGCCCCAACUCUUCGACCAAGAAGAUUUUCUAUACCUCGUGGUAACCCUGAAGAAGAUCCCUCCCAAAGGUCGCACAAAUCCUUACAAAAUCCCUCUUCCACAUUCCCUUCACUCCGAUUCCUCCGAACUUUGCCUCAUUAUCGACGAUAGAACCAAGUCCAAUCUCACUAAGGAUGAUGCCCGGAAGAAAAUACAGUCUGAAAACAUCCCAAUUUCGAAGGUAAUCAAGUUGUCAAAGCUUAAAUCCGAUUACCGCCCCUUUGAAGCUAAACGGAAGCUCUGUGAUUCGUACGAUAUGUUUUUCGCCGAUGAUAGAGUUAUUCCGCUGUUGCCGAGUCUGUUAGGGAAGCACUUUUACAAAAAGAAGAAGAUUCCGGUGCCGUUGAAUCUGAGGCAUAAGAAUUGGAAAGAACAGAUCGAGAAGACCUGUUCGUCGGGAUUGUUGUAUUUGAGGACAGGGACGUGUAGUGUUGUGAAAGUGGCGAAGACUUCAAUGGCAGUUGAAGAGAUUGUGGACAAUGUGAUUGCGGCCAUUGAUGGGAUUGCAGAGGUUGUGCCUAAAAAGUGGAGUAAUGUGCGGUCGUUUCAUUUGAAGGUCCUUGAAUCUAUUGCAUUACCAAUUUACCAAACAGUGCCGGAGUUGAAGUUUAAGAUUGAGGCCGGCGUGAAGAGGAAACAAGAUGAAAUAACAGAAGAAGAAGCAAAAGAAGAUGAAAUAACAGAAGAAGAAGAAGAAGCAGUAAAGAUUCCUGCUUCCGUAAAAGUUACCAACAAAAAGGAGAAAAAAUUGAGCAAAAAGAAGGGUAGGAUACAUGAAAUCAGCUACAUGGACACUAAUGGAGAGUUGUCCAAUGACAUGGGUGUUGAGGUUAAGAAAGGGUUGUUAGGAUCUGAUGAGAUGAAGAAGAAGAAGAAGGUAAAAAAGAGUGCGGUUUUGAAAUCGAAAGCGGCUGGUGGAACAAAGGUCAAGGCAAAGAAGUUGAAAGCUUGAGUCUUUAAGAGUCAAUAAUAACCCCAGAAAGACAGACGGGCUGAUGAUGCAACACAUAACAUUAGUAGUAACUGAUUCACUAGUUUUUGGAGGGCUUAGUUACAAAUUUGUUCCGUGUGUCUCUAUGAUUUGAUAAAACCUCAUAAAGCCUACUGUUGAAGACAGACAUAUAUGAGGAUGUGAGUGUCAGCUAACCAUAUGUCAAUGUUGUUAGAAGACAUAACGAUUGAGCAUGUGGCGUUUAGCUAUUCAUGUGUCAAUGAGUUGGUUUUUUGUAUUUAGUUAACAACCCUUUCCAUGUUGAUUUAACUUCAGCUUCUCCUCUU
This is a messenger RNA of Cucumis melo (muskmelon), 1467 nucleotides long. RefSeq lists its product as uncharacterized. Gene Ontology annotation, cellular component: 90S preribosome. The coding region runs from base 50 to 1141 and encodes 363 amino acids. NCBI's taxonomy places the organism in Eukaryota, Viridiplantae, Streptophyta, Magnoliopsida, Cucurbitales, Cucurbitaceae. The transcript has 2 exons. The record is from RefSeq and is a predicted model, not a curated record.